AUGUCGGAUAUUCAACCUCAGGUAGACGUAGGUCUGCUCUCGCUGCAAGGCCUAAGCUUGUUCACGCCAGUCCUUGCUACACUUUCAGCGGAUGACGUGAACCCCACUGGAAUAUUACAGAUGGAGCACAUUGGUGCUAUUUUCCCGAUCAGUGGGCAGUAUGCAGCGAGGGUUCCUGACUACCUGCAGCGUUGUGCAUCCACCCGGCUUGAUCGUCUCGGCCUUCUUGUCGGAUGGCGGAAGGAUGAUUGUGCAUCAUUUAUGGCGAAAUCAGCUGGCGGACAGGCAAUUGCACUAUUAUCAACCUGUCUCAUAAAUAUGUUUGGCAAAGAAAAGACGGGAGACAUUCUGUUUGACCUCUCACAGGAGCUUAGUAGUAGCUCGACCAGUGUGGCAAGUGGUGCACAGCUACGAGAGGUGGCCAGUUGUUUGUCUUCAAAGCUUGCCAUAAUAGGGUUUGGAAACGUGCUCGCUGCUGCGGCGAGCCGCAUACAUGGCGUUUAUGCGAUGUUACAGAAACCCAUGCCGGCUGAUACUCUGGAUGAAAUGACAACCGAGUCCGCUGUUAACUUUCUCCAUUCUCUAUCCCUGGCGCUGCCCUCGAAGGACAGACAUGUUCGCAUAUAUGGAACCCAAUCUCUGAGUUAUAUUUUUGCCUUUGUUAUGAUAAUGUUCCCCGCGGACGCGGUAGUGUCAGUUGAUAAUGAAAUUAUCUUCGAAGGUCAACGAAAGUCGAUUAUUAUUGAGUUUGGGGUUUCCGACUUUCCAACGCCGACAGAAAUCACCAUUGAGACUAUUGUAAAUGCGUCUGGCAUAGUUCACUUGCCUAUUGUUGUCACGCAGAGGGAUCCUCCGGGUUUUCCAGGGGUGUGCCAAUUCCAGUUUGGCGGGUGGCUUGCUCAAUAUCUGCGGCUUGUGUUUAUUGACCAGGAGGUGGAUAUAUCUGAAGAGCUUCUUGUCGCUUGUUGCGAAACGUUGAUUUCCCUUGCGGAAAAUAUGAAAUACUCCCGUGGGGAUCCCCCGACAGCACAGGGCAGUCUAAUAUCUCUCCUAGGGGUUCGCCCUUACGAAAGGAUGAGACGGAUUUGCCAGACGGUAUUUGAGGUUUCACCUCUAACACACCACACAGAUCUUAAGGCUGCAUUUGACAACCUUAUAAACCGCUUUAUAUCAACAUCUCGGCCCUGCUCGUGUCCGACUAUAUGCUGUGAUAUUAACCGCGCAUGGGGCUACUCACCAACGGAGCCAAAAGAUACUGCGUGGCAACCUCCAUUGCAGAAGAAUCCACUAUGCUCGUUUCGAGUUCUCUGGGGUGCCCUCGGGCGUGCCUUAGACCAUGGGCUUGCGUCCUUCUUCAUUGAUGCGGACGCCAGUGUCGUUGUCCCCUCCCCUUCCCACUCUAUUGGCGCUAUGGAUAUCAUUCAUGAACACCCCAAAAAUGAGCUUCCAAAUUUAAAUAUUGACAGCCUCCAUAAGGGUAUAAUGUCUUGUUUCUCAAGCUCUGACAAUGAGGACAUAGACAUGUCUGGCCGUUAUCUGGCCGUUUCGAACUCCAGUACUAUUUAUCCCGUUAAACGGUCGGUAUCAUACGGCCCUGCGUAG
Arthroderma uncinatum is the source of this 1602-nucleotide messenger RNA. RefSeq lists its product as uncharacterized. NCBI's taxonomy places the organism in Eukaryota, Fungi, Ascomycota, Eurotiomycetes, Onygenales, Arthrodermataceae. The coding region runs from base 1 to 1602 and encodes 533 amino acids. The record is from RefSeq and is a predicted model, not a curated record. The transcript has 2 exons.